CUUUGUGUUUCUGUGUGCUGCCGCAGGCUGCGGGCGGCGGGGAGGAAGCCGGCCCCAGGCCGGGCUCCGACACGCGGGGGGGCGACGUGAAGAGGACCCCACACGGAUACACAGGAGCGGUGGGGGAGCACACGUACGUGAACACACACGUGCCGUGCGCGGCGAGGGGGGUGACACAGCCCCCCCACAGAGACGCCUUCGACAUGAGGCCGUUUGAGGACGCGCUGAAGCAGCAGGGGGUUUCGCCCCCCCUCCCCGACAGGGGAGGGGGCUCCCCCACGCCCCCCGGCUCCUCCUCCCCCCCGCCUCCCCCCGCCACCGCCUCCUCCUCCAUGGAGGAGGCUCUGCGGCGCGAGCGCUGGUACCACGGCAAGAUGAGCCGGCACGACGCGGAGCAGCUCCUGCAGGAGGAUGGAGACUUCCUAGUGAGGGAGUCGAUGACGAGCCGCGGCCAGUACGUCCUCACGGGGCUGCAGCAGCAGCACGGCAAACACCUGCUGCUCGUCGACCCCCACGGAGUGGUGCGCACCAAGGACCGCCGCUUCGACAGCGUCAGUCACCUGAUUGGCUAUCACCGUGACAACCAGCUGCCAAUCAUUUCAGCCGGGAGCGAGCUGUCUCUGAAACAGCCGGUGGAGCGCCAGACGUGACGGUGUCACCCGCCUGCCGUGCAGCGCACUCACACGUGACCAUCACUCACACGUGACCAUCACUCACACGUGACCAUCACUCACACGUGACCAUCACUCACACUAGACUGCUAUACACACACACACGUGUAACAAUUUGUCACACGUGACCACCGCUGUCACACAAGUGACGGCCACUCGCACAUCUGACUACCACACUCAUACGCGACUACACACGAGUGUAACGGUUGGUCACACGCGACUACCUCUUACACGACUACCACAAGCACAACCACAAUUACACGUGUUGUGCAAGGCUGUGGCUACUACUUCACACACGUACGUGUGGCGCUCAAACUGCUACACUGACACCCGUGACACUAACUGCUACACACAUGCAACGCUGUAAAUACACGCGUGUGACUCUUUAACCGUGCACUGUCUAAACCAUCACUCGGUCACUCCAUCCCAGACUCUGAGCACAAGCGGUCCCGGCCUGCCGGAGACGCGAGGGGGGGUGGUGUGUGCCACGCGGCUUCUGCGAGUCCUUUAGGAGUGAAAUAAGUUGGUUUCCGUGGGUCUCUAAAAGGCCUCUAACAGUGUUGCAGUGGUUCCCAAACUGUGGGGGUCGUGGGAGAUUAUCAUGGAUUGAGGGUCAAGGGAACAGUGAAAGUACAUAUUUUUUUAUUUUUAAAUUAAUGACAAUACAUCUCGUUCCUGAAAAAGUGAACGAGAUUACUCCCCGCGCGUGGUUAUUCUGCUGCUGCUGGUAUGGUGUGGUUUGCCGUGUUAACCGCAGUGCUUCUCAACAACCUCUCUUGCUCAAACUUUCGAGUUCUGCUGCAUCUCCACGCCGCUGUCCACAA
Petromyzon marinus (sea lamprey) is the source of this 1495-nucleotide messenger RNA. NCBI's taxonomy places the organism in Eukaryota, Metazoa, Chordata, Hyperoartia, Petromyzontiformes, Petromyzontidae. The record is from RefSeq and is a predicted model, not a curated record.